GUACUAGAGCCAUCCUGGUGAACAGUUCUUGGACGCUCCAGUAAUCCACUCACUCUCAAGGUCUCGAGCUGAAGAGCAGUCAAGAAAUUUCUAUGUUGAGCAAUGGUGGUGGCAACAAGGCUGCAGCUUGUCGGCGCGCUGUUGCUGCCGCUGCUCGCCGUCGUGUCGUCGUUUGAUCCGUUUCACCGGGAUGGGCAACAGAUGAACUCGAUGGGCGGCGGCGGCGUGGCGGGGGGCCCCUUCAUCCCCCACGAGUACGCCCGCUUCGCCGACGUGAAGCGCCAGUGCAAGUCCGUGCUCUCCGCCGCGGCGGAGCUCACGUUCGACGCCAACCGCGCCAACGGGCUCAUGCCGGAGCUGUCGUUCGUCAAGGGGGACUGGAAGCACGACGGCGGCGCGCCGCUGAUGCCGUUCGACGGCACCGACGUGGCCGAGGACGCCGCCGGCGUGGCGGGCCCGCUGUCGCUCGCGUCGUUCUCGCUCACGCACGUCGACGCGGCCCGCCGCGGGAGGACGGCGCUCAACGUGAGCGGUGUGCUUGGCGUCGCCAUCUCCCGCAACGGCACCGCCCCGGAGAUGGGGCCGUACGUGUCGCCGGAGUUCAAGGUGUGGCCCGGGAACACCGAGCUGAAGAUACUGCUGGAGGGCGUGUACACCGAGAACGACGACGGCGAGAGCGUGCUGUGCAUGGUCGGCGACGCCGUGCUGCCGAAGCGCGGCGGCGACGCCGCCAACCCGUGGGACUGGGCCAGACACUCCGACCGCGACAGGUUCCAGCCGCCGAUCACCAAGGACGGCAACAUCCUGCUCGUGCUCCGGUACCCCAAGACGCUGACGCUGAGGACGCGCGCCAUCCGCGGCGAGCUGACGAGCACCAACGGCAAGACCGACGCCGCCUACUUCGACGCCGUGCACCUGCUCUCGCAGCUCGGCGCCUACUCCAACUACAACUUCGGCUCCGACGAGCUCGUCGGCACGGCGUGCAAAACCUACCCCUACCGCGACGACCUGCUGGCCAGCGGCGGCAGCGGGCUCUACAAGGGCACCUCGUUCUGCGGCAUCCUCGACCGGUUCACGUCGGAGGACGUGCUCGCCGUCGUGCCGAACUGGAAGUGCAACACCACGGACGCGCUGUGCCGGCGGCUCGGGCCGUUCGAGACGGACAAGGCGGUGGAGGCCACCGACGGCGGGUUCGCCGGCGUCAGCAUCGUCAUGCAGGAGGUCCGGUGCGAGCCGAGGACCGACAACGGCGAGAUCUCGGCGAGGGUUUCGGCGGUGUUCCGCGCCGUGCCGCCGUGGGAGCACGCGUACACGGCGGCGAAGCGCAGCGGGCUCGGCGGCAUGACGCUGUCCGCCGAGGGCGUGUGGCGCGCCUCCACCGGCCAGCUCUGCAUGGUGGCCUGCCUUGGCGUCGGCGACAAGGCGUGCCACUCGCGCGUCUGCCUCUACGUGCAGACCACCUUCUCGGCGACCCGCCGCAGCAUCACGGUGGGCCAGAUCACCCGCAUCUCCGGCGCCGGUGGCGCCGCCCACUUCCCGCUGACGUUCCAGCGGACGGUGCACCCGGUGGAGCUGUGGAGCCGGUUCGGCGUCUCCGGCGGCGCGCCGCUGAGCUUGGCGUACAGCUACACCAAGACCAAGCAGGCCGGCGAGUUCCUGCGGCGAAGCGAGCCGUUCGACUUCGGCACCGUCGUCGCCAAGUCGCUGCUGAGCUACCCGAGGAAAUCCGGUGACGCCGCCGACGAGACGACGAGCCUGUCCAACCUCGCCGAGGAGCUCACUCUCCACGUCCCAGCCGUGCCGGAUCCAUUCCCGCGUGGGCGGUUCGAGCGGCCGUUCCUGCAGCUCGAGGUGCUCUCGCUUGGAUCUCUCAUCGGCCGGGCCACGCCGAGGUCGUUUCCGGGGACGCCAGAAAUAGGAGGAGGUAGCAAGCCGUCAUCCUCGUCGUCGCCGUCCUCGUCGACGAAGCUGGAUGCGACGGCUCUUCUCAACGUCUCGGCGGAGCUGACGCUCUCCGGCGAGGAGUACGUGAACGUGUCGACGCUGUCCUUGGAAGGCGUGUACAACCCGGUGGACGGCCGGAUGUACCUCGUCGGCUGCCGGAGAAUACAGGCGCCGUGGCGAGCCUUCUCGUCGAUGGGCGAGGUUGAGGAAGGCAUGGACUGCUCGAUCGAGGUGAGGGUGGAGUACCCGCCGACGACGGCGCGGUGGCUGAUCAACCCGACGGCGAAGGUGCACAUCGCGAGCACGCGCGGAGUCGGCGGCGGUGGCGACCCGCUGCGGUUCAAUGCGACAGCGCUCCAGACGCUGCCGAUCCUGUACCGGGAGCAGCGGCAGGACAUCCUGUCGCGGCGGAGCGUGGAGGGGAUCCUCCGCAUCGUGACGCUGUCGGCGGCCAUCGCCGCCGAGUUCAGCCAGCUGAUGUACAUCAAGUCCCACACCGACGUGAUGCCGUACGUGUCGCUGGUGAUGCUGGGCGUGCAGGCGCUGGGCUACAGCGUGCCGCUCAUCACCGGCGCGGAGGCGCUGUUCGCGCGGAUCGCGGCGUCGGGCGCCGACGGCGGCGCGGCGGCGCCGCCGUCGUACGAGGUGGACAAGAGCCAGCUGUACUGGACCAUCGACUGCAUCGUCAAGAUCCUCAUCCUCGCCGCCUUCCUCCUCACGCUCCGGCUGGUGCAGAAGGUGUGGCGCUCCCGCAUCCGGCUGCUGACGCGGUCGCCGCUGGAGCCGGGGCGGGUCCCCAGCGACCGGAGGGUGCUCGCCUACACCACCAGCGCCCACCUCGUCGGCUUCAUGGUGAUCCUGGCGGCGCACUACGUGAGCAUGCUGGGGCGGCCGGUGAGGUGGGAGUCGUCGUACAUGGACGCGCGCGGCGAGGCGCACGCGCUCCGGGAGUGGGCGGUGACGAUGGAGGAGUACAUCGGCCUCGCCCAGGACCUGUUCCUCCUCCCGCAGGUGGUCGGCAACGUGGUGUGGCGGAUCAACUGCCGGCCGCUCAAGACCGGCUACUACGCCGGCUUGACGGCGGUGAGGCUGCUGCCGCACCUGUACGACUACAUCAGGGCGCCGGCGAUCAACCCCUACUUCGCGGAGGAGUACGAGUUCGUCAACACCAGCCUCGACUUCUACUCCAAGUUCGGCGACGUCGCCAUCCCGCUCGCCGCCGUCGCGCUCGCCGCCGCCGUCUACGUGCAGCAGCGCUGGAACUACAAGAUCAUCAGCAAGACCGUCAAGACGCAGCAGAAGAAGCUGCAGCACCUCGGCUCCCGGGUGUACGAGCGCCUGCCCUCCAUGUCGUCCGCCAACUUCGAGGCCGAGCUCGUCUCCGGCGUCAACGACGGCGUCGGCCUCCGCCGAGACGCCAGCCUCAGCUAGCCACCGAUCCUUUCGCUUUCUUAAUUAAUUAGGUUUUCAUGUUCUUGUCUGCUUUCUUCUUCUUCCUCUUCUUCUUAUUAGAUCUUUGAUAAAAUGUACUCUACUACAAAUCCAAUAAAGUUUUUUUUU
This is a messenger RNA of Oryza brachyantha (malo sina), 3504 nucleotides long. RefSeq lists its product as uncharacterized. The transcript has 2 exons. The coding region runs from base 103 to 3375 and encodes 1090 amino acids. Gene Ontology annotation, cellular component: intracellular membrane-bounded organelle. The record is from RefSeq and is a predicted model, not a curated record. Lineage: Eukaryota; Viridiplantae; Streptophyta; Magnoliopsida; Poales; Poaceae.